Messenger RNA from Siniperca chuatsi (mandarin fish), 3283 nucleotides. RefSeq names its product syntaxin-11-like. Lineage: Eukaryota; Metazoa; Chordata; Actinopteri; Centrarchiformes; Sinipercidae. The transcript is spliced from 3 exons. Bases 399 to 1298 code for a protein of 299 amino acids. The record is from RefSeq and is a predicted model, not a curated record. Gene Ontology annotation, biological process: synaptic vesicle fusion to presynaptic active zone membrane; exocytosis; intracellular protein transport. Gene Ontology annotation, molecular function: SNAP receptor activity; SNARE binding. Gene Ontology annotation, cellular component: presynaptic active zone membrane; synaptic vesicle; plasma membrane.
CUUUACAAACAUAUGGCAGGGUGCACUGCAUUAGUCCAGUGGUGCACUGUCAAAUAGUUAAGUCUAAUUCCUCAGAUUUCCUCAGUAAAUUUCUCAUGAGCACUUGUCCUGGAUGCAUUAUUUGACAGGAGUGUUGUCUGACUUAAUAGACCCAGUCUCCUGCUUUCUGAUGUGAAAAGAAUCAGAACCAAAAGAAAUGCAUCUCCCUUUAAGGGAGUACUGUGUGUUUCAGUGGGAUGGUCCAUGUUUGAAACCUGGGUGACGGCAGUCAGACAACUUCCUUCAUCAGAAUAAAAAUAUGUGUUCCCCAAGCGCCUUGGACCAAAUAAAUCAGCUUGAGACACGUUGAAGGGAUUUACUUGCUUUCUGAUUUGGUCACAAGAGGUCUCUUAGCCAGAAUGCGGGACAUGCUGGAGAGGCUGCAGACCAUUAGUAAGGAGACUAACUAUGAGCCAGAGUUUUAUGGGCCGGAGUAUAAUGUGGACAAGGUGACUUUGUCUCAACAGGCAGUGGUGUUUGAGAACUCCUCAACUAUUGACAACAUCCUGAGGGAGGCCCACACCAUACGCAAGGAGAUGUCCUUGCUCCACUUAGAGGUGGAACGUCUGAGAACACAUAAUAAUCGCUUUGGCACCACUGUGCGGCGCCUCACCUUACUCAAAAAGGAUUCUGACUCCAUCGCCAGGGGGAUCCAGCAACGUGGGGAGGCUCUGUAUGUCCGCCUUCAGGCUCUGGGUAAAGAGAGCAGCCAGCUGGAGGAGAAAGAAGGUCCCAACUCUGCUGUUAGUCGCAUUGCCCGAGUUCAGUAUGACACACUGACCCAUGCCUUCCAUUCUGCCAUGAGUGACUACAAUAAGGCAGAGGAGAUGCAGAGGGAUACAUGUCGGCGAAGGAUCCAGAGGCAGGCCUCCAUAAUGGGAACUGAAAUCACUAAUGAGCAGCUGGAUGUGAUGGUGGACAAAGGUGGUGAGGGAUGGGCUGAGCUGUCCCAGAGCCUGCAGACCCCAGGCGCACGCUCGUCCCACUGGGCGAUGAGUGAGAUCAGAGGCAGACACAAGGAGCUGGUGGAGCUGGAGGCCAGGAUGAAGGAUGUCCAUGAGCUGUUCCUGCACAUGGCCAUGCUGGUGGAGGAGCAGGGAUUCAUGCUCAAUAACAUUGAGGCUAAUGUGUGUACCACUCAGGAAUAUGUUGAAAAAAUCAACGUUCACAUCAAGAAGGCCCUACAGUACAAGAGGAAAAAUCCCUUUCAGCAGUGUUGCUCCUGUCUACCCUGUUGGAGACACAACCAAAUGUUUUAGGGUAUAUUUUGACUUUAUGCAAUUUUAUGGAUUAUUGAAAUAAACAUUUACUUGUGUAAAAAGUUAGGCUGAAAAGAAAUGUUGUGAAAUGUGCUUAAUUCAUGGUAAAUCCAACCUUUACAGGCACACUCAUGAGUGCAAAGUGUAAUAGAAACAGUUUUGUCAACACUGUAUUUCUCUAACUGAUGUAUGAGGCUUAAAAAAGGUUUGGGGUUACCAGCUGUCUAAAAUUUGAUUCACUGUUAUUUGGAUGAGAGAAUGAAUCCAAUUGUGGGUGUGUGCACAUCACAUAUUUCGAAAGGAUGUUAUUUUAAUUUAAGUUGAAACAGUUAAGCAGUUAACUGAUGUGCAAAAUAAAUGCUGUUGUACUAAAUUAAAAUCAGUUUGUUGUCCUUGGCAGAACAAAAACUUAGUAAAUUGGGUCAUCAUGGGGAUAAGAAGUAGCUACAUGUGGUUUUCAGGAUUGUGGACGAACUGGAGUCAUGGCAGUGAUGGGUAACGGUAAGGAUGUAAGGAGAGUUGACAAAUUGCAGUUAGUGGUGAUAGAUGAGAUCCAUUUAGAAGAGUUUCACUUCAAGUCUCCUACCGACUUGGGUAACUUCUACUGCUUGACUUCGUGAGCUGACUCCAGAGGUCCCUUUCUCUGUCACUGGUAUUUUGCUUUGCUUCGCGCCCAUGUUUGGUCACAGUGUGUGGCAAUAACAGCUAAGCACUCCGCUGUAUAGCUGAAAUUACAGUGUAGUGACCGCGUCCUGCCGAGUUACAAGCUUGCUGUAACUUGUGCUAUCCGUUAGCACAUGCUAACGUUAUUAGCUGAUGGUCGUAGUUAGACAGCUAACUUUCUAGCGGUAACAAUAAAUAUAGCAGGGGUUCUCGCUAUCAACACGCUGCCAUUAUUUUAUAUCGUAAAGAGAGUUACGGCGGUAAAGUUAGUUUGCGUAAAAGCUUUGUUUUGCCAAGGAGCAUGACAUAAGCAAGUUAUCUCCAGUCUUUCACUCCACAAGUUAUCUGCUAACGCUGCGCUAGCAUCAUAGUUCUACUCUUAAAAUGGGACUAUUGUAACAAUGGUGUGUAAUGCUAGCUAACUUCGUAGUUAUUUGAAGAUUAACCCCAUAAUUAAUAGAAGAAAUAAGUUUGUUGUCUUUGGCAGAACAAAAACUUAGUAAAUUGGGUCAUCAUGGGGAUAAGAAGUAGCUACAUGUGGUUUUCAGGAUUGUGGACGAAUUGGAGUCAUGGCAGUGAUGGGUAACGGGCGAUGCCUUGGACUCAUGGAUACCCAGUCAUCUGCAUCUGCCACAGGAAACACUUCACUGAAAAUAGCUGUAACUCUUCUAAAGUAGUAUUCACAAGUUUGUUGCACAUGGGUCCAAGACGUUCUCUAUAGGUCUUUUGCACUGCAGUGUUCACAAACACAUGAAUGUAAACAUGUGUACACUAGGACAUUCCUACCUGUCUCCUUGCUCCCUUUAUACUCACUACCAAAUAAAUAUGCUGUCACUUGAUAGGUGAUUGAGGCCUAAGCGAGCACUAAUUUGUGAAAUUGAGCUGCUUCUUUGAGCUGUGUGAGGAAGCAGCCACAAAAGGGCCCUGACAACUGAGAAGAGGGAGGGAGAAGAAUGAGGGUUUACAAUGGAAGAUCAACAUCUCUACAUCCCCAAAGCCUCAGAGACUCUUUCCAAUGGGGCUUAAUCUAUUAUUCAGUCGCCUCAGGUACUGGAAAAGUUGUUGCUUUUCAGGCCAACACAUCACUCAGAAUAAUAAAAUGAAAAACCUGACACAAGAGGUGGUGGAAGGGUUUGUGGUUGUGAUUAUUGCUGUUAUUAUUAUUACCAUGGUAAUUUAAAUUGUUGCUGUUAUUUUUUACAUUGUACUUACCUCCUUUUUAAAUGUAUUUUCACAGUUAAACUGUCAAAUGGUCUGCUCUUUUGUGUUUUUGUUUGCAGUAUGCAGGGUGCUAUAUAAAUAAAGUUUAUUAUUGAAUGAAA